UCAUGCUGCCAAGCUGUAUCGCCAAGAUGCAUCCUGUCGGCACUCGAGUCAAAAAUGGAUUGCGGCUCAACCGCAGCCUGAACCAUCUACAACGCUACUGCGCAUUAGAAAACUCUCUACAGUACCAUGAGAUUAGGCAGCCCUCUUUCUGGACUAAUUUGGGGCGGAGGCAAAAGCCAUAUUGUUAAAUAGGUCCUUGAUAGCCACUCUUGGGUUUCGCGCGUAGUCACUCUUCUCGAUCGUAACUAGGUAUCUAGUACCAGAAAUAUCAUGAGGUCUACGCUCGUGCUGUCAGCCGGUCUCCUGGCAUAUUCGGCCAAGGCCGUUGUCCUGAAUGAACGGGCUGUACCAGCUGUGGUCAGCUUCGAUGUCGAGCGGAGCAUCAUUGAAGACCCAGUGCGACGAGAACAGAUGCGCAAGAAGAGAGACAAUACUGUCGGUAUUGACAUCGUGAAUCCUCAAGAUCUUAGCAUCUACUGGAUCAACGGCACAUUCGGAACCCCUGAACAGUCAAUUACUCUCGCCCUUGACACUGGCAGCAGUGACACCUGGGUGAAUGUCGCCACUUCAGGCUUCUGUUCACAAGACUCUGAGCCAUGUAAGCCGUUUGGCACUUAUGACCACAGCAAAUCGUCUACAUACAAAUUUCUUGACCAUAAUCUCGACAAUACCUAUGGCGACGGCACCAGAGCGAAAGGAGACUACGUUACCGAUACUAUGAAGUUUGGAGGAGCCACUCUGAAAGACUUCCAGUUUGGCGUUGCAUACCAGUCAGGAGCUAACAAAGGAAUUUUGGGCAUUGGCUACUCUGCCCUCGCUGGUGGCGGCCGCGAUAUGUACAAUAACUUCCCCGUUGCCUUGGUGGAUGCAGGCUAUAUCAAGUCGCCCGCUUUCAGCUUGUACCUCAACCAGCUCCACGCUUCCAAGGGACAGGUGCUAUUCGGCGGUGUCGAUACAUCCAAGUAUAUCGGCGAGCUUCAGUCGGUGCCCAUGAUCUCAACCUACGGUCAGCAUUACAGUUUGCAGAUCGCUCUUACGAGUCUGUCACUCCAAAAGGGUGACAAGAAGGCAUCCAGCUACAGUUCCUCUGAGUUUCCUUUGGUGACAACCCUGGACUGCGGCAGUACUUUCAUUAUCCUUCCCGAUUCCCUGGCGAAAGAUAUCUACGAUGACUUGGACGUCAAGUACAACUCUACCGCAAACUGGGGUCUUCUGCCAUGCAGCAUGAAGAACAAGGAUUGGAACUUGACUUACUCCUUUUCUGGCAUCGAGAUCAAUGUCCCCAUCAGUGAGCUCGUCCUGGACCCAGUUGCCUACGACGGUGACGUGGUUCAGUGCCUCUUCGGAAUCACAUCUGGAGGUGAUGAUACAGUGCUCAUGGGUGACCCGUUCUUGCGCAACGCCUACGCUGUUUUCGAUCUCGCCAACAACGAGAUCUCACUUGCCCAGGCCAACUUUAACCCAGGAAAAGAGCACAUCCUUGAGAUUGGUACCGGCAAGGACGCUGUUCCAGGAGCGACCCAGGUCGAAUCCGCAGUGACUAGCGUCAUCAACUCUGCAGCUGCUGCUGCCACCACCGUUAUUGGGCCGGUGGAAACUGAAGGUCCAGUCUCUACCAUAACCUCCGGCGCGACUACGGGAUCUACCUCUUCUUCUGCCGCGACAUCGACAUCGAAGGGCUUGGCUGCUCUGCCAACCAGCGAUUCCAGACACCUCCUCGCAGGAAUUGCCGGUGCUGUUGGCCUCGCGAUGGCGCUGUGAUGAUACCCAUGUUAUGAUUCAGAUUCGCCUUGCUUUUUUUAGUAAAGAGCAUACAUAUAGCUAAUAGACGAGAAAUAUAAUUUCCCAUUGUAUAUACUAUUCUUUCGAGGCUUCAUCCUCUAUUUAGAACUUCAGGGUCAGUGACCACCAUCAUCAAAGCAUUUUGUGGAAGGUUUAGUUCUCAGUAACUACAUCCUCGUUCUUAU
Paecilomyces variotii is the source of this 1967-nucleotide messenger RNA. Its product is annotated as putative aspartic-type endopeptidase. The coding region runs from base 271 to 1761 and encodes 496 amino acids. The record is from RefSeq and is a predicted model, not a curated record. The transcript has 3 exons. Gene Ontology annotation, biological process: proteolysis. Gene Ontology annotation, molecular function: aspartic-type endopeptidase activity. NCBI's taxonomy places the organism in Eukaryota, Fungi, Ascomycota, Eurotiomycetes, Eurotiales, Thermoascaceae.